AGGCUGUUUCAUACCUUACUCACAGGUUUCCUCUCCUGGUGCUUGUUUCUGGCAGGUUAUAAUCUUAACUCAACAUGGGAUUUAAUAAUCAGAGGAAUAUGAAAAUAAUCUCCAUCCUUUCCGUGACUGUAACCAUGUCUGUCCUUUUGCUGAAUUAUCCUGGACAAAGGACAAAUUGCCCUCACAAGGAAGGUGAGGUCUUGAAUCACUCACUAAAGCAGGAUGUUGGAGAACUACAGGCUUGUUCUGCUAUUAUCCAAGGAGACCUGGAUGGAGUGGACAAGGAUGUUUUCAGGAAGCUCCUGGCCUCUAAAAAAAGAAAAACUUUGCUAUCAGAGUCAUUCUACCUCAAUGCAACCAAGGUUUGUCCAUCCUACAUCCGAGACAGAGGAUUUCUGAUGGUUUCUCUCAGUAAAGAGGAGAAAUAUUUCCCUAUUGCUUACUCCAUGGUGGUCCAUGAGAAGAUCGAGAUGUUUGAAAGGCUCCUGAGAGCCGUUUACACUCCUCACAAUGUGUACUGUGUUCAUGUGGACCAGAAGUCUCCUGAGAUCUUUAAAGAAGCAGUAAGGGCCAUUACGUCCUGCCUGACCAAUGUGUUUGUGGCCAGCAAACUGGAGCAUGUGAUCUACGCCUCUUGGUCUCGAGUUCAAGCGGACAUCAACUGCAUGCAGGAUCUGCUCAAGUCACCUGUCCAGUGGAAGUAUCUGCUCAACACAUGUGGCACUGAUUUCCCCAUUAAAACCAAUGCAGAAAUGGUUCAGUCUCUAAAACUCCUGAAUGGAAAGAACAGUUUGGAGUCUGAGGCCGUAGAGGCCAAAAAGGGCCGCUGGCAAUAUCAUCACGACGUUAAGAACGUUGUGACUCGGACAGAUGUUAAAAAGUCACCUCCACCAAUAAAGACCCCAAUGUUCUCAGGAAAUGCUUACUUUGUGGUUUCAAGAGAGUUUGUGGAGCAUAUCUUCAAAAGCAAAGAGAUUCAAGAUUUCAUGGAAUGGGAGAAAGAUUUUAUAAAGAGUAUCUCUUUAGAUUUGAGACUUUAG
Molecule: messenger RNA, 1040 nt
Organism: Sinocyclocheilus rhinocerous
Lineage: Eukaryota; Metazoa; Chordata; Actinopteri; Cypriniformes; Cyprinidae
Product: beta-1,3-galactosyl-O-glycosyl-glycoprotein beta-1,6-N-acetylglucosaminyltransferase 3-like
Exons: 1
Coding region: 75-1040 (321 amino acids)
Cellular component (GO): membrane
Molecular function (GO): acetylglucosaminyltransferase activity
Source: RefSeq, a predicted model, not a curated record